CCGGAGCCGGCCCAUGGGGAGCGGGUGCCCGGCGCCGGCCAGGACCACCGCCGCCCGCGCCGCGCCCGGCCAGUGAAGCCCAGGACCCCCUCUGGGCAAGCCCCAUGAGGACAGGAGAGUGAUGGAGAGUACGCCCAGCUUCCUGAAGGACACCCCAAUCUGGGAGAAGACGGCCCCUGAGAACGGCAUUGUGGGACAGGAGCCGGGCACCCCAGCUCAAGAUGGCCUGCACCGUGGGCCACUGUGCCUGGGAGAGCCUGCUCCCUUCUGGAGGGGCGUCCUGAGCACCCCGGACUCCUGGCUUCCCCCUGACUUCCCCCAGGGCCCCAAGGACAUGCUCCCACUUGUGGAGGGUGAGGGCCCCCAGAAUGGGGAGAGGAAGGCCCACUGGCUGGGCGGCAAGGAUGGACUGCGCUGGAAGGAGGCCAUGCUUACCCACCCGCUGGCGUUCUGCGGGCCAGCGUGCCCACCUCGCUACAGCCCCCUGGUUCCUGAGCAUAGUGGUGGCCAUCCCAAGAGUGACCCUGUGGCCUUCCGGCCCUUGCACUGCCCUUUCCUUCUGGAGACCAAGAUCCUGGAGCGAGCUCCCUUCUGGGUGCCCACCUGCUUGCCACCCUACCUGGUGUCCAGCCUGCCCCCAGAGCGUCCAUGUGACUGGCCCCUGGCCCCACACCCCUGGGCGUACUCUGGGAGCCAGCCCAAAGUGCCCUCUGCCUUUGGCUUAGGCAGCAAGGGCUUUCACCACAAGGAUCCCAUUCUCGGGCGGGCCAAGGAGCCCCUGGCAGCUGCGGAACCUGGGCUGUUGGGCUUGGGCCCUGGCGGCUACCUCCAGAGAGCCAGGGAGACAGAGCGCCCCUCGCUCCACCAGAGGGAUGGAGAGACAGGCGCUGGCAGGCAGCAGAAUCUUUGUCCACUUUUCCUGGGACAUCCGGGCACUGUUCCCUGGACCCCCUGGCCUGCUUGUCCCCCAGGCCUUGUUCACACUCUCGGCAACGUCUGGGCUGGACCAGGCAGCGGGAGCCUGGGGUACCAGCUGGGGCCACCUGCCACACCACGGGGCCCCUCUCCUGGGCCUCCUACCACCCAGGGGCGCUGCUGCUCAUCCCGCCCACCUGCUAAGGAUGGGGCUCUUGGCCCUUGUGGGAAGUGCCAGGAGGGCCUGGAAGGGGGUACCAGUGGGUCCAGUGAUUCCAGUGAGGAAGUGAGCAAGGGCACGGAUCCCAGGGCCUGCCCCCCCAGCCACCACACCAAGCUGAAGAAGACAUGGCUCACGCGACACUCUGAGCAGUUUGGGUGUCCAGGCGGCUGCCCUGGGGACGAGGAGAGCCCGGCUGCCCAGCUCCGGGCCCUCAAGAGGGCAGGCAGCCCUGAGGGCCAGGAGGCAGUGGGCAGCCCGGCCCCCAAGCGGCCUCCUGACUCUUUCCCAGGCUCUUCGGGGCAGGGGUCCAGGGCUUGGCAGGAGGUGCUGGACGCGUCAAGAGGGAGCAAGGUGGAGGCAGGACAGCAAGACGACCAGAGAGGACCCCGAGAUGGCCAGGCCAGCCUCCAGGACCCUGGGCUUCCGGACAUACCAUGCGUGGCUCUCCCUGCGGGUCUCGCCCAGUGCCAAAGCUGUGCCCAGGCAGCUGGUGAUGGGGGAGGGCUGGCCUGCCACUCCCAGCAAGUGCGGAGAUUGCCUCUGGGAGGGGAGUGGCAGCAGGAGGAAGAUGCAGCCACCAGCUCCAGCUCCGAGGACGGCCGGGGGUCUGGCCCAGAGGCCCCGCUCAGCACGGGCCUUGCCAAGCACCUGCUCAGUGGUUUGGGGGACCGACUGUGCCGCCUGCUGCGGCGGGAGCGGGAGGCCCAGGCCUGGGCGCAGCGGGAAGGCUCUUGGUCCACCCCGAAGUCUCUGGCCUGGCUGGGGGAUGUUGGAAAGGUGUCAUCAAACCUGGUGCAGCCCAAUUCUCUCGGAGUUUUGGGGAAAGCAAGACUGAGUGCCAAGAGCCUGGCAGCAGGCCAGGGGCCAGCCGUGACAGAGGACAACCCAGGCAUUCCACGCUGCUGUAGCCGUUGCCACCAUGGAGUCUUCAAUACCCACUGGCGAUGUCCCCGCUGCAGCCACCGGCUGUGUGUGGCCUGCGGCCGGAUGGCGGGUGCUGGGAGGACCGGGGAGAAAGCAGGCUCGCAGGAGCAGUCCACAGAGGAGUGUGCCCAGGAGGCUGGGCACCCUGCCUGUUCCCUGAUGCUGACCCAGUUUGUCUCCAGCCAGGCUUUGGCAGAGCUGAGCACUGCGAUGCACCAGGUCUGGGUCAAGUUUGACAUCCGGGGGCACUGCCCCUGCCAAGCUGAUGCCCGGGUGUGGGCCCCCGGGAAUGGGGGCCAGCAGAAGGAGCCGACGGAUAAAACGCCCCCAACUCCACAACCUUCCUGUAAUGGGGACACCAACAGGACCAAGGACAUCAAAGAGGAAACCCCGGACUCCACGGAGACCCCUGCAGAGGACCGUGCUGGCCAAAGGCCCCUGCCUUGCCCCUCUCUCUGCGAACUGCUGGCCUCUACUGCGGUCAAACUCUGCCUGGGCCACGAGCGGAUACACAUGGCCUUUGCCCCCGUCACCCCAGCCCUGCCCAGUGACGACCGCAUCACCAACAUCCUGGACAGCAUCAUCGCGCAGGUGGUGGAACGGAAGAUCCAGGAGAAGGCCCUGGGGCCAGGGCUGCGAGCUGGCCCCGGCCUGCGCAGGGGCUUGGGCCUGCCGCUGUCCCCGGUGCAGCCCCGGCUGCCGCCCCCCGGGGCCCUGCUGUGGCUGCAGGAGCCCAGGCCUCGGCGAGGCUUCCACCUCUUCCAGGAACACUGGAGACAGGGCCAGCCCGUGCUGGUGUCAGGGAUCCAGAGGGCAUUGCGAGGCAGCCUGUGGGGGACGGAAGCUCUUGGGGCGCUUGGCGGCCAGGUGCAGGCUCUGGCCCCCCUCGGGCCCCCCCAGCCCACAAGCCUGGGCAGCACGACAUUCUGGGAGGGCUUCUCCCGGCCUGAGCUUCGCCCAAAGUCAGAUGAGAGCUCUGUCCUCCUGCUGCACCAAGCUCUGGGGGACGAUGACACCAGCAGGGUAGAGAACCUGGCUGCCAGCCUGCCACUCCCGGAGUACUGUGCCCACCACGGGAAACUCAACUUGGCCUCCUACCUCCCGCCAGGCCCUGCCCUGCGUCCACUGCAGCCCCAGCUCUGGGCAGCCUAUGGUGUGAGCCCACAUCGGGGACACCUGGGGACCAAGAACCUCUGUGUGGAGGUGGCUGACCUGGUCAGCAUCCUGGUGCACGCUGAGGCACCGCUGCCAGCCUGGCACCGGGCACAGAAAGACUUCCUCUUAGGCCUGGACGGAGAGGGGCUGUGGUCUCCGGGCAGCCAGGUCAGCGCUGUGUGGCACGUGUUCCGGGCACAGGACGCCCAGCGCAUCCGCCGCUUUCUGCAGAUGGUGUGCCCGGCUGGGGCAGGGACCCUGGAGCCCGGCGCCCCGGGCAGCUGCUACCUGGACGCAGGGCUGCGCCGGCGCCUGCGGGAGGAGUGGGGCGUGAGCUGCUGGACCCUGCUGCAGGCCCCCGGGGAGGCCGUGCUGGUGCCCGCAGGGGCUCCCCACCAGGUGCAGGGCCUGGUAAGCACAGUCAGCGUCACUCAGCACUUCCUGUCCCCUGAGACCUCCGCCCUCUCUGCUCAGCUCUACCAUCAGGGACCUAGCCUGCCCCCCGACCACCGCCUGCUUUAUGCCCAGAUGGACUGGGCUGUGUUCCAAGCAGUGAAGGUGGCUGUGGGGACAUUACAGGAGGUCAAAUAGGGGGCUCCCAGGUGUCUGGGGUAGGAGUCAGGGCAGGUAGACCAGGUGCUCGGGUGGGCACAGCUACAGCGGCAGCAGGGAAGGAUGUAGGGAGAUUUGGGGGCUUUUGGUCCAUCCCACAAACACCUCUCUGCGCACAAGCAGGGCACCCCCUUCCCCACCCCGGUCCCGGGCCCUAAAUCCAACCAUCACAGUACCACUGAAGCUCACACCUGCCCCACCCCUGCAUCCCUUUUCAGGGUACCAGGCCCACACUGGGGGUGACUGAUUCCCCCAACCUCGUCCCCUGCCCAGGAGACAAGCAGCCCUUCCUUGGGGGACCUUGGGAAUCAUUCUGGCUUAAGCAGUACCUCCUCACGCCGCCUCACCCUUGCCGUCCCACCUGCACCCCGGCUGUGCUUACGCCCACACCCCUGCAUCAUCACUGGGCUCACUGCAGGCACUCUGGACAAGGGGCCCCAAAAUCCUGCCCUCCUGCCAGAAGAGCUGAGAGGUGUGGGGAGGGGACAGCGUCAGGGACUGCCCAGGCUUGGCUGCAGGGAACAGCGUGGGCGAUGCCACCCUGCCCUGCUCCCUCUGCCCACCCCCUCCUUCGUGAUUUCCAUUAAAGUCUGUUGUUUUGUGAA
Molecule: messenger RNA, 4434 nt
Organism: Microcebus murinus (gray mouse lemur)
Lineage: Eukaryota; Metazoa; Chordata; Mammalia; Primates; Cheirogaleidae
Source: RefSeq, a predicted model, not a curated record